AUGACUGACACCUGCGAUGUAUAUCUGAUCGGAUCUUUGCUGACAUCCUCUGAAGAAUCCGCCGAAUACGCUGUGACGAGACAUGGCCAUCCUGCAAGCGUUGUACGACCUCAGGCCGUCGCUGCGACGGCCCUCUCGUUCGCUCAGACGUGGACCUUGACAUCCACCAUCCGAAUGCGCCCGCUUCCCUCUUUAUGGAACGAGAGCGAACAAGACACACGCUAUGUGCAAUACUUUAUCGAGUGCCUCUCCCGGGACACACCCAGCUGUGGCGGCGGGUUCCCGCACUGGCGACCUCUCAUGAUCCAAGCCAUGCACCAGGAGGUCGCCGUCCGUCGAGGCGUGAUCGCUCUGAGCGCGGUUAUGCAGGAACGAAUGGCGCAUGGCUCGCUAGAAAUCCAUGGCUUCGAUGCCCCUCCCCGCAGCGGACGGUAUCUCUUCGGGCUAAAGAAGUACGGCAAGGCGCUGGCGUCCUUGCAGCAGCUCGUCAGGGACAUGGGGAGUGACAAACAUCUUGUCGAGGUGGCCUUGAUCUGCGGAAUCAUCUGUAUAUGGUUCGAGAUCCUCGUGCGGGAUUAUGUGGCCGGGUUGAGUCACCUGGAGAUGUGUCUGAAGAUUGUCCGUAACGCGGGCCGGGUGGGCGACAUCGACUCCGAGAUCCUAAGAGCAUACGCGCGGAUGGACAUACAGGCCUCGUUGUACAUCGGAAUGCGCGCCCCCGUAACCGUCACCGGGGAGAUGUCUCCAAUCCCGUACGUCUUCGACUCGUUCGGCCAGGCCGAAUCAUGCCUGGUAGAGGAGUACGCCCGAGUGGUCCACUUUAUACGUAGGGUUGCGAGCUUCUACCGCUACCACGAGCCAGGUUCCGUUCCACUGGAGCUAAUCGCAUACACACAUACCCUCCAAGCGCGCCUUGAGCUCUGGAAGUCGGCAUUCAGCUACUCCUAUUCCUGUCAGAAGGCGCAGGGGAGUCCGCGGACGGCUGCGCGGGCUUCUCUCCUGCUCAUCCAAUAUUACAUCGCGCUGAUCACCGCAUCGACAUCCGUCUAUGCCGAGCAGACGGCAUAUGACCAGUUCCUGCAUGCGUUCGCGCGGAUCCUCAUGCUGGCGAAAUCAUCCAGCACCCAUCAGGUGAGUGCCGCGGCACCGGCGCUGGUCGGCGUCCCCGUCGAGAUGGGCGUCAUUUACCCGCUGUACUUUGUCGCGACCAAAUGCCGAGACCGCGCAGUCCGGGAAGAGGCCAUCGACUUGCUGUCGUCGGCGCCGUACCCAGAUGUGGUCUGGGAGGCGCCUAUCCUGGCGGCAGUGUCGCAAAGGGCAAAGGAAAUAGAGGAGUCUGGACUCGACGGGGAUGAGCCGAUCCCUGAGUUCAAGAGGAUCCAUAGCCUGGGACUGGAUAUUCACCACGAAUCUCGGCAGGUGCGCGUGGAAUUCCGGAGACGAUCGAACGGGAUGGAUGGGGAGUGGGAUGAAUGGCGGGAAUCGCUUAGUUGGUAG
Messenger RNA from Aspergillus terreus NIH2624, 1497 nucleotides. RefSeq lists its product as uncharacterized. The coding region runs from base 1 to 1497 and encodes 498 amino acids. The transcript is spliced from 2 exons. The record is from RefSeq and is a predicted model, not a curated record. NCBI's taxonomy places the organism in Eukaryota, Fungi, Ascomycota, Eurotiomycetes, Eurotiales, Aspergillaceae.